ACUAUAUACGGUAACUGAGACCUCUACUCGGCUUAAAAGUUUCAGUAUGCUUAGUCAGUAUACUCGUACUCUAGGCGUACACGAUUGAGCAGUAUAUAAACACCUUGCACAAGUAAUAAAACAUUUUUAUUCUGCGACACUAGAAAAUGUUCUUUCAGUGCGCCAUUUUGCUGGUGUUAACAGGGAAUGCGUUGGCGCAGACGUGCGACGAACUGCGUGAGCGCUGUGAUGCUUUGCCCAACGCUAACUGGACGUUUAUUGAUGACGAAGCACUUCGUAAUUUACCAUGGCCGGCGACCAAGGAAGAAUACACUCCUUUCCGAGCGCUGGCCGAUGAAUACUGCCGCAAGACAAAUGCAUCGGCACUCUGCAAGAAGGACCUGAUAACCCGUUGCCCCGAUGAUCCACAGGUAAAGGGUCGGUGGUACCAGUCCUUCUGUCCAUCCUCGAUAGAGUGGUCACUAUCCUGGGUGGCAUUGUGCCAGUCCGACGUUAACCCGCUUUGGUAUUACCGUGCUCACCGAUACUGCGACAUACGAUCCCAUUCUGUGGAUUUCAAGCUGCACAAAGAGUUGGAACAGUGGCCUUACCAGAGCAACGUCACCAUUAAUAAUGCUAAAAGUCUGAUCUGUCAGCACUUGGACGAUUGUGUGAACCGACUGGAUGGUCCGCUAUACGAAUGGCUGUCCGUGGACUGCGGAUCGGAUGCGGUGGUAGACACUAUGCGCGAUGGGUGUCGGGCGCGGCACACUGCAUUCUGUUCAACUUGAAAAAUAUAACCGUUGGUGAUGCCGUGUGCUUUAAAAACUGGAGAAAUUUUCGACAUUAAUGGGUACCGUAAAUCGAUGUCAGCACUCAAAACCGUAACGAAAUUUGGAGAAUAAAAGCGGAAAAUAAGAAAAACGCUUCGCGG
Paramacrobiotus metropolitanus is the source of this 913-nucleotide messenger RNA. RefSeq lists its product as uncharacterized. The record is from RefSeq and is a predicted model, not a curated record. The coding region runs from base 147 to 770 and encodes 207 amino acids. Lineage: Eukaryota; Metazoa; Tardigrada; Eutardigrada; Parachela; Macrobiotidae. The transcript has 3 exons.